Pieris rapae (cabbage white) is the source of this 2960-nucleotide messenger RNA. RefSeq names its product lachesin. NCBI's taxonomy places the organism in Eukaryota, Metazoa, Arthropoda, Insecta, Lepidoptera, Pieridae. Bases 109 to 1371 code for a protein of 420 amino acids. The transcript has 11 exons. Gene Ontology annotation, cellular component: neuron projection. The record is from RefSeq and is a predicted model, not a curated record.
UGCUUCCGUCGACCGCCUCGCGAUGGCACGCUCGCUGCUCGUAGCGGACUUUUCACGCGUCAACGUGAUUCGUGAACUUUCAUAAUAAUAAUUCAAUUUAUAUAUAAAAUGACUCUUUUUUUAAAUGUAUACGGUGUUUUAUGGAUAGCGUUAACAGCUUGCAGUACGACCGGUCGAGAGAUUCCGGGACAAAAUGUCGUAUCUGUCGCACCUAUUGAAGUGCCCGAUGAGUCCAUGUACCCGAGAUUUGCAGAACCUAUACCGAAUGUUACCGUCACUGUCGGCAGAGAUGCAUUGCUUGCUUGCGUCGUCGACAAUUUGAGAGGGUUCAAGGUGGCGUGGGUCCGUAUGGACACUCAAACAAUUCUAAGUAUCCACCAUAACAUCAUUACUCAGAAUCCCCGCAUCAGUCUCUCAUACAAUGACCACAGGUCAUGGUACCUUCAUAUAAAGGACGUGCACGAAGUGGAUCGAGGAUGGUACAUGUGUCAAGUCAACACUGACCCCAUGCGAUCCAGAAAGGGAUAUCUUCAAGUCGUAGUUCCACCAUCAAUCAUUGACAAUAUGACGUCGACUGACAUGGUGGUAAGGGAGGGUGCUGAUGUUACCAUGGUAUGUCGAGCAUCAGGGUAUCCUGAACCCUAUGUGAUGUGGCGGCGGGAGGAUGGACAAGAUUUUAAUUAUAACGGAGAAUCAGUAAGUGUGGUCGACGGUGAAACACUCACUAUAACGAAGGUAUCUCGCCUGCACAUGGGUGCAUACCUGUGCAUUGCAUCUAAUGGAGUGCCACCUUCAAUUAGCAAACGCAUCAUGCUCAUGGUUCAAUUUCCUCCGAUGUUAUCAAUUCCGAAUCAACUAGAAGGCGCCUAUCUAGGACAGGAUGUAACGCUGGAGUGCCACACAGAGGCAUAUCCCUCCUCUAUCAACUACUGGACAACGGAUAGGGGAGAUAUGAUAAUAUCCGAAAUGGAAAUUGUAGGUGGGAAAUACGAAGCGAUUCCAGUCGACAGCGGCUACAACAAGUUCAUGAUGCUCAAGAUACGGAAUAUUACGAAAGAAGAUUUCGGUUUCUACAAGUGCAUCGCCAAGAACUCGCUCGGGGAAACUGACGGCAUUAUUAAACUUGACGAAAUACCGGCCCCGCCGUCCGCCUUUACGACCACUCAGAAACCGGUACUAGACAACCAAACAAUAAGGAAAAAAGGGCAACUUAUUCAAACAAAUGAAGCCAUCAGCUCCACAUUCCAAGGUGAGGUGUUUGAUGGACAAAUACGGGAUUUUGAUUUCUACGAAAACUCGGCUCUGACACACAAUUUGAAUAUUAAUUUAAUACUAGUAUAUUGUUUAUAUCACAUAUUUUUAGUAUCCUGAUGUAAAAUUUGUUUAAUUUCGUGAUAAUUUUCGCAAGUAUCAGACGUUUUAAUGAAAUACAGAUAUUUUGUUAAUCAUGCGCAGGCUUACUCUGUAAAUUCAAUAGUUAUUCUGGUAUUCCGAAUUCUUAUAUUUUAUCAUAUUGCAUACGACACACGUUCUUUAUUAUAUAAGAUUAAGCUUGCUGUGCUAUUGGUCUGUGAAAUCAAUAUCGGUUUCACAGAGUAACCCUGCUGAUAACACCUAUCUUAUGAACCUUAAAACUAUAAAUGAACAAAAAACUGUAAAUCAAGUAUAACUAUUCUUAACAGAGUUAUAUUUAUUUAAGAAAAACCUUUAACAGUUAAAACUGUAUUUCAUUAAAACAUGUUCUGUAUCAAUACGAGUUCCUUUAUGUCAUGCUGAACAGACAAUAACAUUAUUGAAGUCUGCGACCGAGUUUGUACGAACCUGGCAUUUGUAGGUUUAGACUAAAUGAAUGACUAGAUGUUUCAAUGUGAUUGACGUUUUCUUUGCCAAAGAAUACCGACUUAAUAUAAAAUAACUCUGCGAAUUUGAAGGAAUGAGCCCGAAUAAGAACGCUUUCGUUAAUGCUGUUUAUAAAUUGCUUUGAGGUUAUUCAUGAUUUAGUUAACGCAAACAUAAUACACUUUAUUUAUUAUUAAUAAACAUUGCUAAUAGAUGCUAUAAAUGCAGCUUAUUGAAAUGUUUGGAUUUUUCAAUAACUGCGCUUACAAAAAAUAAAAGCCAGCGUAAAAUAUUGCCUCAUAGUAAAUCCUAUAGGAUUAAAACCUGGACUGGGACGCCCAAAAAGGGCAGUCAUCGCAGUCCAUGGGCAUCAAGACACACCCAGGUUUGCCGGCCUUUGAAGGAAUACAGUCUUACUUUGAACAGUUGUCGUAUUUCUCAAAGGCCACUUCAUUCAACGCUUCAGAUAUUACGAUCACAAAUGACUAUAUUGUGUCAAUGAAGCCAGAUAGGUUGUCAACGAACAAACGAAACAACUGACUAGACAAUUAAAUUCAUUUAGUCUAAACUGGAAAUUUUGGCUUUGUUUUAUAGUAGAUGUAACGUCUUAUGUAUAAAUUAGAUUUAGGUCGAAUUUUCUACAUCGAUUUUGUAAAUUUUGGAUAAGCCUUGUAGAAUCUUAGACUAAUAAAACGAGUCUUUAGUUAAAAUAUAGUAUUGCGCUCUGUAAUUUACAGAUUUUAAAACAAGAUUACAAAUGAAAUUUGAUUCACAUUUUGAAUGUGGAACAAAUACUUGGUAGUUAUUUUUUUAUUUGUAAUAAGUGACACAUGAGUAAUAUACAAUCUACAGAAUCGUUUUUCGAAUAAAACUCAUGCUUGGUUCACUGUUUUUGUAGUAAACGCACAAUUCCAAAUAUAAACUGCCUAUUCUAGAAUUUAGAUCGUUAAUGUUGUUUAGGAAAUAAAUUGCUUUAUUUUAUAGGAUACACAUUGUUUUUAUUUAUAUAUUGUUUUAAGUAGAUCUUACCCAAAUGUAACUGAAAUAUUGUACUUAUAGACUAUUUUAUCUAACAGCUGUUAAAAGUAAAAGCCAAACCAUGAAGUGACGUUUCAAUAAAA